AGCAUUUUUCAGACCCUGAUCGCAUCGUGUCGACGAGAUGGCAUCAAGAAAUCCAGGAACAGAGUUUGAUGCUUGUUGGUUAGAGAAUGUGUGUGUAAAUUUGCCAGCAGUAAAACGAAGAUGUGAGACACUGGCAGCUCGCCGCACAGUGAAAAAACAAUGGCAGGCAGCUUGGCUGCUACGAGCUAUGACAUGUAUAGAUCUGACUACACUCUCUGGAGACGACACAGCCACCAAUGUCAGUCGUCUUUGCUUUAAGGCAGCAAACCCUAUCCGUGAUGAUAUUAUCAAGGCUCUUGGCAUGGAUGAUCAAGGACUGACUGUGGGUGCUGUGUGCGUAUAUCCCAACAGAGUUGCAGAAUGUAAGAAAUUCCUGAAGGCUGCUAAUGCUUCUCACAUACCCAUUGCAUCAGUGGCCACAGGUUUUCCAUCGGGGCAGACUCCGCUGAAGACAAGACUUGAGGAGAUCAAACUGGCUGUUAGUGAUGGAGCCUCUGAGAUAGAUAUUGUCAUUAACAGACAAUAUGCUUUGUCUGGUAAUUGGCAAGGUGUGUACAGUGAGGUUCGCGCGAUGAAGGAGGCGUGUGGCGAUGCCCAUCUGAAGACCAUUCUGGCUACAGGAGAGCUUGGGAACAUGAACAAUGUUUACAAGGCUAGCCUUGUCUGUAUGAUGGCAGGUGCUGAUUUCAUAAAGACAUCCACUGGAAAGGAGGGUGUAAAUGCUAUCUUUCCUGUUGCCUUGGUGAUGGUCAGAGCUAUCCGGGAGUAUUACCAAAAAACUGGAUUUAAGGUUGGGUUCAAGCCAGCAGGAGGUAUCCGUACAGCCAAGGAUUCCUGUACAUGGCUUAUCCUGAUGAAGGAAGAGCUCGGUGAUGAUUGGCUCAAUAGCGACAUGUUCAGGAUUGGGGCCAGUUCUCUGUUGAUUGACAUCGAGCGACAGCUAUAUCAUCAUGUAUAUGGAAACUACGCAGCUGCCCAUGAGCUCCCAAUGUCAUAAGGACAUUGUAUAGAAUCAAUAGAUGUGUACAGAUGUUAUGGUACAUUACAUAGAUUCUUAAGACUGUUCAACAAAUUUCAAAAUGAUCAAAGAAUGACAUAGUGUAAUUUUUACAACAAAAAAUCUAUGAUCUGUCUACUAGAAAAUGUACCUGUAAUAGGUAUUCCAUUUUUAUGAGAGGAAAAUCAUAAAAGUUACUUAAAUUUUUAGAAAUUUAGUUAAAUUUGAAAGAGUGAGGCAAGAUUGUAAUGCAAUUCAUUUACCCAGUAAGUUUUUCCUCCAAUAUUUAUCCAAGCUUCAGGAUUUCAUUUAUUUCUUAAAUGUCUUUAUGUAAAUUUUAAUAAAUAAUACAGGGAUAUUAACAUUUGUUUUAAGGUUGAUAAAUGUUUAAAGAGAUUUUGCAUGAUUUUCAGUUGAAAAAGAAAUGUUUAUUUAACCUUAUUAAGAUUUAGACAGAAACUUCAGUACCAGGUGUCGAAAAAUAUUUAUCAAUAAAAAUUAAUGAGUCGAGAUAUUGAAAUAAAAUCUAGUCAUGAAAAAUAUUCAUAACUAUUAAUUAGACCCUGUGAUAAAACUAUGAGAUAUGUUUCAUUUCAUUGUGAAAUAACAUGAAUGUUACAUUGUAUAGACAUUUGACAGAAUUGGCAUUGUAUAUUAACAAACAUAAUGUUUUGUAUUUAUAGAUUUUGGAAAUAGAUGUUUAAUAUAGUAGUAUUACUAUAGUAAAGAAGGAAUGUCCAUGUUUUAAUUAUAGAGUGUGUAUCAUGUGCCUAAUUUUGUAUGAAACGGUUCAAAACAAAACUCAGGAUAUUAAUCUAGCUAUCUUUAUAAUAGCUUUAGGAAUGUGUUCCGAAGAUAAUUUCAUUCUGCAUUGACUCACCUAUCUCAAUGAAUCUGAGAUAAGUAUAUUGGGUGAGAGUUAUUUGUUAUUAUAUGAUACAGAAUCUCUUGUUGUACAUUGUAUGUUGAACAUUGUACAAAAAUGAUUUUACAAAGAUUGCAUAACUCACUCUUCCCAUUCAGUUGACUAGAGCAUGCUAAAAUAUUAAUCCUAUCCAGGGUUUUGGUACUAGAUCAUGUUCAAGACAUUUGGGUCAGUAUUGUAUGAUUGUGAUAUGAGGAUUGAUAUGUUGACCUGCUGUUCCUUUCUCACAAGCCUUGGUCUAUAUUUCAAACCCUAGAUGGAUUUUGUUGCCAGUUCUGUCAGGUCGUAACAUUCAAUUAAGACAAAUUAAUAUCUGGUACUUCUAAUACUACAGUGUAUUGGUAAAAUAUAUCCCCAGUCGAGCUCUCUACAUGCUCAUUCAUUUACAGGUACAUUUAAGGAUUUGAAUUGUCAAAUCAUCUUUUUAUUAUCCAAUACAAACUUUUAAAAUUAAAAUCAUUUGUGCUGGUCUUGGUGCAUAUCAAUGUUUUACAAGUGUCCGACAUGUUGUCUAUUUUAGAUUUACUCAUCAGUGCUAGACACUUGAAUCGUUGCAUCUGUUUAAUGUUUGCCUAUUUUUGAUGUGUUUUGUGCCAGUUUUUGAUGUGUUUUGUGUCUGUUUUUGAUGACUUGUUACCUUGUCAAAAGUGGGGGAUGGGCUUAUCCCAGUAUAUGGGCCUAUACCCGGUAAGAUACGGUAUAUCCUUUAUGAUACAUACAUUAAGUGCUAGGAUGUAUUGUACAUCAUAACUUACUGAUUUAUACUCGUGUACAAUAUAUACUUAAUAAAUAAUGCAAACAAAAACAAA
This is a messenger RNA of Pecten maximus, 2731 nucleotides long. Its product is annotated as deoxyribose-phosphate aldolase-like. Gene Ontology annotation, cellular component: cytoplasm. Bases 38 to 997 code for a protein of 319 amino acids. Lineage: Eukaryota; Metazoa; Mollusca; Bivalvia; Pectinida; Pectinidae. Gene Ontology annotation, molecular function: deoxyribose-phosphate aldolase activity. The record is from RefSeq and is a predicted model, not a curated record. The transcript has 8 exons. Gene Ontology annotation, biological process: carbohydrate catabolic process; deoxyribonucleotide catabolic process.